CACAGAAAUCAUAAACAUACAAACAACGAGUGUUUAAUUUUGAGUCACUGUAGCAGCAAAAGCAAGUGAAGUAACUGUGAGAGUGAGAAGGCAAACAGAAACCAUUAAGCCAUAAAUUAAGUGCUAAAACAAAUUAAAUAAAAUAAUUUUGUAGGAUAAAGUGCAGCAUAGUGCUGGAGAUUGAAGAGUGUGUGGAAAUUUUAAUCAAAUGAUAUUAAAUAAGACACAGUGUAGCUGAUGGUACCGCGACACUACUUAGGAGCUCUCGUGUUGCUAGUGUCAUCACUAGCACCAUCGAGAGUCUCCUCCAACUCUAAUGCCAUUAUUCCGUCGACCAAUGUUUAUGAAUCGCAUUUUAGAUGGUAUGUUCGUCGAGCAAAGUAUACAAAAUUAACCAGAAUUGAUGGAAAAGUUGUACUAAUUACUGGCGCUAAUACUGGCAUUGGCAAGGCAAACGCCAUUGAUUUAGCUCGACGAGGUGGAAAGAUUUAUAUCGCAUGUCGUGAUGAGUUGCGUGGUCAGAAAGCUUUAAAAGAAAUUAAACUGGCAAGCGGAAGUAUCAACGUUCACUUAUUGAAGCUUGAUUUAGCUUCCUUAGAUUCAGUCAGAGAAUUUUCCAAGGAAUUUCAUAAAUUAGAAAGGAAACUUCAUAUUUUGAUUAACAAUGCGGGUGUGAUUGGCCCGCAGAGAACAACAAAAGAUGGAUUUGAAUUAACUUUCGGUGUUAAUCAUCUUGGACAUUUUUUGCUUACUAAUUUACUUCUUGAUCUUAUAAAAGAAGCUGCACCAAGUCGCAUUGUUGUCGUGUCAUCGACAGCUCAUAAAUUGGGAAAAAUUACAAGAGAAGAUCUCAUGAGAAUUCAUAAUUACAAAGAGUUUUCCGUGUACUCCCAAAGUAAAUUAGCAAAUGUUCUGUUUGCAAAUGAAUUGGCUAGAAAACUUAAAGGAACCGGUGUCACUGUCAAUUCAUGUCAUCCAGGUGUUGUCAAAACAGAAAUUGGUCGUGAUGUCUCCUAUCAGACAUACUUUGAAGCUUUGUUCGGUCCAUGGAUGAAAACUGUUGAAGAAGGCGCACAGACACAAAUUCGCUUAGCUGUUGACCCUGAAUUGGAAAAUGUUACUGGGAAAUAUUUCGCAGAUUGUGAAGAAGACACAAUGUCGAAAUAUGCUAAAGACGAAGAAUUAGCUGCUUGGUUAUGGUACUUGCGACGAGCUAAGUACACAGAUUCAACGAAAAUUCCUGGUAAAGUUGUGGUCAUAACCGGGGCUAAUACUGGGAUCGGGAAGGAAAAUGCAAUUGAUUUAGCUAAACGUGGAGCUAAAGUGUACAUCGCAUGUCGUGAUGAACAACGAGGCAAAGCUGCUUUGAGAGAAAUCAAGGUCUACAGUGGCAACAACAACGUUCACCUUUUACAGCUUGAUUUGGCUUCUUUAGAUUCAAUUCGAGAGUUUUCAAAGAACUUCCAUAAGAUGGAAAAUAAACUUGACAUCUUGAUUAACAAUGCAGGUUUAGUUAGUGAUAAAAAACAGAAAACAAAAGAUGGAUUCGAUUUAGUGUUUGGCGUCAAUCAUCUCGGACCAUUUUUGCUAACAAAUUUGCUUCUUGACAUGGUUAAAAAAGCAACACCAAGUCGUAUUAUAAUGCUGUCUUCGACUGCUCAUAAGUAUGGGAAAAUAGUUACAGAUGACUUGAUGAAUGACAAGAAAUAUGUAGGAUGGAAUGCUUAUUGUCAUAGCAAACUAGCAAAUGUGCUGUUUGCAAAUGAAUUGGCAAGAAAACUUAAAGGAACUGGUGUCACUGUCAAUUCAUGUCAUCCAGGUGGAGUCAAAACCGACAUUUUUAGAAAUUCAUCAAUUAUCAUCAAAUUUCUGACAAUAAUUCUUGAUCCAUGGAUGAAAACUGCUGAAGAAGGCGCACAGACACAGAAUCGUAUGGCAGUUGAUCCUUCAUUGGAAAAUGUUACUGGAAAAUAUUUCGCUGAUUGUACUGAAGAUUCAAUGUCGAAUGAUGCUAAAGAUGAACAAUUAGCUGCUUGGUUGUAUAAAAAGAGUGCAGAAUUCUCAUUCAAUAUGAGCUCGUGGGAUAUUUUUUUAAUUAUUUCACUGUCACUCUACGUUCUGAGUUGGUAUCUUCGUCGGGGAAGGUUUAAUAAAUCAUCAAGAAUCGAUGGAAAAGUUGUACUCAUUACUGGUGCUAAUACAGGUCUCGGCAAAGGCACAGCAAUUGAUUUAGCUCGACGUGGUGGAAAAAUUUACAUUGCAUGUCGUGAUGAGCGACGUGGUGAAAAAGCUUUGACGGAAAUUAAACUUGCAAGCGGAAGCAGCAAUGUUCACUUAUUAAAUCUUGAUUUGGCUUCUUUGGAUUCAAUUCGGAAAUUUUCAGAGAACUUUCACAAGUUAGAGACCAAAAUUGAUGUUCUGAUCAACAAUGCUGGACUUUCAAGCAACAGUCAUCGCAAAACAGUUGACGGCUUUGAACUAACUUUGGGUGUCAAUCAUCUCGGACCUUUCUUAUUAACAAAUUUACUUCUUGAUCUUAUUAAAAAAGCUGCACCAAGUCGAAUUAUUGUGAUAUCAUCGAGUGCACAUAAAUAUUUUGCAAAUAUCAACAAACAUGAUUUGAUGUUUGAAAAAAGUUAUCAUUUCUUUCUGGCUUACGGUCAAAGUAAAUUAGCCAACAUUCUCUUUUCAAAUGAAUUGGCAAGAAAGCUUAAUGGAACAGGUGUCACAGUUAACUCAUGUCAUCCCGGCGUUAUACGAACAAAAAUCACACGAGAUCUUGGCUUUUGGGAUGCUGUCUAUAUGUUGAUAAAUCCAUGGCUUAAGACAGUCGAAGAAGGAAUACAAACCCAAAUUCGUUUAGCUGUCGAUCCUGCAUUAGAAAAUGUCACUGGAAAGUAUUUUGCUGAUUGUGAAGAAGCUUCAAUGUCUAACAAUGCCAAGAAUGAAGAAUUAGCUGCGUGGUUGUAUGAAAAGAGCGCAGAUUCAGUCUCUUUUUUACGCUCAAGCUUUACUGUCACCGUGUUGUUUGAAGCUAUGGACGCUUGGAAUAUUUUUCUGAUUAUCUUCUACUUUCUGUUUAUUCUGAGAUGGUAUCUUCGUCGUCCAAAAUAUUCAAAACCAACGAAAAUUGAUGGAAAAGUUGUGAUCAUAACUGGAGCUAACACUGGGAUUGGUAAAGCAAACGCGAUUGAUUUAGCACGACGUGGCAGUAAGAUUUACAUCGCAUGUCGUGAUAUUCAACGUGGUGAAGCUGCGUUGAAAGAAAUUAAACUGGCAAGUGAAAGCAGAAACGUUCACUUCUUGCAACUUGAUUUAGCAUCGUUAGAUUCAAUUCGACAGUUUGCCAUUGAAUUUCAUAAGAAAGAGAAGAAACUCGACAUCUUAAUUAAUAACGCGGGACUAGUUAGUGGAGUGAAAGAUAAAACGAAAGAUGGAUUUGAAUUGACGUUUGGCGUGAAUCAUCUCGGACCUUUUCUUUUAACUAAUUUACUUUUAGAUUUAUUAAAGAAUGCUUCACCAAGUCGAAUUGUUAUAGUGUCGUCAUAUACUCACGUUUUUGGAAAAAUAAAUAAAGACGAUUUGAUGUACGAUAAGAAAUACAAUGGAACGAUUGCUUAUGCUCAAAGUAAACUCGCGAAUAUUCUUUUCUCGAAUGAAUUAUCAAGAAGACUCAUUGGGACUGGAGUUACUGUCAAUUCAUGUCAUCCCGGCCUUGUCAAAACUGAUAUUAUGCGUAAAUGGAGCUUCAAGAGAUAUUACGAGGUUGCCAUUAGUCCGUGGUUAAGAACACCUGAAGAGGGUGCUCAAACUCAAAUACGAUUAGCUGUCGAUCCCGAUUUGGAACGAGUCUCAGGAAAAUAUUUUUCCAACUGCAAGGAAACUGGAACGGCAAAGAAAGCAAAGGAUGAAGAAUUAGCUGCUUGCAUGUCUGAGACGAAACAAAUUCAUCUCAAACUGGGCAUCGUGAUAACUGAGGAACCAGAAUUUACUGAAACUAUAGAGAAUGUCACCGUACCUGCAGGAAGGAAUGUUAAAUUGGCGUGUUCUGUAAAAAAUUUAGGAUCUUACAAGGUCGCUUGGAUGCACUUCGAGCAAUCAGCAAUAUUGACUGUACAUAAUCAUGUAAUUACUAGAAACCCACGAAUAUCUGUGACACAUGAUAAGCAUGAUAAAUACAAGACGUGGUUCUUGCACAUUGCUAAUGUCCAGGAAGAAGAUAAAGGAAGGUACAUGUGUCAAAUAAAUACAGUGACAGCAAAAACACAAUUCGGAUACGUUCAUGUUGUCGUCCCACCGAAUAUUGAUGACAGUUUGAGUUCAAGUGACGUUAUUGUUCGUGAAGGCUCAAACAUAACUUUGAAAUGUCGAGCACACGGCUCGCCACAACCAACCAUCAAAUGGAAGCGUGACGACAAUUCAAAAAUAAACAUCAAUAAAUCAUUGAGCGUCUUCGAAUGGGAUGCUGAAAUGCUUGAAAUCACAAGAAUAUCACGUUUGGAUAUGGGAGCAUAUUUAUGCAUUGCUCAAAACUCAGUUCCGCCAAGUGUCAGCAAAAGGAUUAAAGUCAGCGUUGACUGUAAGUAUUUAUUUGUCUUAAACAUUUUGACGCUGAAAUUUUAA
This is a messenger RNA of Clunio marinus, 4623 nucleotides long. NCBI's taxonomy places the organism in Eukaryota, Metazoa, Arthropoda, Insecta, Diptera, Chironomidae. The record is from the annotation of a GenBank genome assembly.